Molecule: messenger RNA, 1848 nt
Organism: Arachis ipaensis
Lineage: Eukaryota; Viridiplantae; Streptophyta; Magnoliopsida; Fabales; Fabaceae
Source: RefSeq, a predicted model, not a curated record
GACUGGUUUGGAGAUCUCAGCUCUUGUUAUUUUGCAUUUGUACCAAAGUUUUGGGUGAUGUCAAUUCCAUCCUUAAGUUUCAGAACAGUGUAGAACUGGGACCUGCAAGUAGUGCCCGAGUUCCUUCACUACCCCAUCUCCUUUCAACUCUUUUGCACCAACGUCCUGUAUCCAAUCCAAGUGGAAUUGAUGAUGAAGUUGAGGAAAUAUUACUCUCAGACAUGGAAGAAGAAGAUGAGUAUGAUACACUUCCAUCAAUUCGAAUAUUGACAAAAUCACAGUUUGAAAAGUUAUCCAAGUCCCAGAAAAAAGAUUAUCUGGAUGAGAUGGAUUACCGGGAGACUCUUUACUUAAAGAAACAGUUGAAAGAAGACUACCGUAGGCGUAAAGAGAAGUUACUCCUGAAUGAGCAACAACUUUUGAAUAGUGAUAAUUCUGAUGAUCAGCAAGCUCCUCCAGAGCCUGUUCUGUUACCAGACAUGGCUGUUCCUCCAAGUUUUGACUCAGAUUGCCCUACACAUAGGUAUCGUUGCUUUGUUGCUGAUGACCAGUGGCUUGUGAGACCUGUUCUUGAUCCACAAGGAUGGGAUCAUGAUGUGGGGUUUGAUGGUAUAAACUUGGAGACAACCACAGAAAUAAAGAAGAAUGUUUAUGCCAUGAUUGUGGGACAGAUGAAUAAGGAUAAGCAGGACUUUGGUAUUCAGUCCGAGUGUUCUGCUGCUUAUGUUGAUCCCAUGGGUCCUACUUAUUCUGCGAGUCUUGAUGUUCAGUCGGCAGGCAAAGAUCUGAUAUGUACGGUUCGUAGCAACACAAAAUUGAGAAUCGUAAAGCACAAUAUUACUGACUGUGGUGUUUCUUUGAUGUCCUUUGCAAAGAAGUAUUAUGUGGGUGCAAAGCUUCAGGAUACUUUGUUAGUUGGGAAUAUAUUAAAAUUUGUCAUGAGUGCAGGCUUAAUGGAGGGUUCUCGCCAGGUGGCGUAUGGUGGGAGUUUUGAAGCUGCCAUACGAGGGGGAGAUUAUCCUGUAAGAAAUGACAAUUUAAGUCUAACGGCAACUGUCCUUUCCUUCAACAAAGAGACUGUAUUAAGUGGAAGUUUACAAGCUGACUUGAGGCUGAGUAGAAGCACGAGAGCAACUGUUAGUGCUAAUUUAAGUAGUCGUGGAAUGGGGAAAAUAUGCAUUAAGACAAGUAGCUCUGAGAAUUUACAAAUUGCUUUGGUUGCUGUUUUCUCAGUUCUGAAGGCCCUAUCACGUAAAAGGGGAGCUAACUACACGGGGAAGGAUGUGAGAGACUAGUUUCUGUUUGUUUAUUGGUACCCUCUUCUUGUGUUCAUGGAAGUAGAGGUGUUGAAGCUGUCCACAUGCCAAAUAUCACAUAGAAGACAGUUGGUUAGAAUGGGAUGUUUUUGAAGAGUUUAGCUGGAGUUUUCUUUUUGUUGAUACUUGAGGUGCAUAUUGCCUGUUUUUGGAAGUCUCUUAUAGAUUACCUACCAAAAAAACCUCCACAAGCAGUCAUAGAAAAGAUUCAAAUUCAGGUCCUUUCAGAAUGUGUUGUCAUCUUUUGUUACCUGUACUAGUUCUCCUUAACUACUUGGAUCGUUUUACGCAAUAGAAUCGCAGAGGAUACUACGACACAGUGCAGAGGGUUUUCGUGAUAUAUAGUCGUCCAUCUUUAUAGAGGGUUCUUUGUAAGACGAGUUUCUCACGUGAUUCCCUCCAUAUACAACGAAAUUGAAGGUAGGAGAAAUUUGUAUUCAACCGAUUGGCCUUGUGAGCUUUAAAAUCUAAGGAUCGUGAUUUUGACAUUUUGUCUACUUUACUCGUUAUUAUUAUUAUUAUUGAUUAUUGA